AAUCAAAAGAAUGAAUGAUUGAUACAUGCCUGAGAGCAAACUGGGCUUCCUCUGGCUCUUUCGCUACAUCGUCCCCCACUAUGUCGCAAACGGAACCUGUAUUUCGUGUAGCACUGCGAGGUAGCGCUCUCCUCACCGAUCCUCGAUGGAACAAAGGUACUGCGUUCACCAAUGAAGAACGUAAAGUGUUCGGCCUUACAGGUCGGCUACCUUACCGCGUUAACACCUUGGACGAGCAAAUCGCCAGGGCGUACGCUCAGUUAGAGUCCCACAAACAUGACCUCAGGAAGAACACGUUUCUUCAGAGCAUGAGGGAACAGAAUUGGGUGUUGUACUACAGCCUGAUCGGUAGCCACUUGAGGGAGUUGAUUCCAAUCAUAUACACCCCCACUGAGGCCGAGGCCAUUGCUAACUACUCCCAUCUCUUUCGAAGGAGUGAGGGACUAUACAUGACGUUUCCCGACUUUGACUCUAUGGAAGAGGAUUUUUUGGAGCAAGUGAAGGGUCGAGACAUCGACCUGGUAGUUUGCUCGGAUGCAGAAGCAAUCUUAGGGAUUGGUGACCAAGGCGUCGGGGGCAUUGGGAUUGCUACCGCGAAAUCGGCCAUCUAUACAUUACUCGCUGGCAUGGACCCAUCCAAAACGCUCAGUGUCACUCUUGACGUCGGCACAGACAACGAAGAUCUCCUCAACGACCCUUUAUAUGUAGGGUGGCCUCACAAACGGAUCCGAGGCGAAGAGUAUGAUCAAUUCAUUGACAAGUUUGUGCAGCUAGUGCGCAAGUACACGCCUCACUCACUCUUGCAUUUCGAAGACUUUGGUGUCACAAACGCGUACAGGCUCCUUGACAAAUAUCGAGACCAACAUGCUUGUUUUAACGAUGAUGUACAAGGAACAGGCGCGGUCACCUUAGCCUGCGUGAUGUCCGCUCUCGGCGUCACCAAAUCGAAACUCGCGGACCAAAGAUUUGUUAUCUAUGGCGCAGGUUCAGCAGGGCUCGGUAUCGCUCGCCAACUUCGUGACGGUGUCGCCACCACGAACAAUCUUUCUAUUGAAGAAGCCAACAAGAGGUUCUACCUUCUAGACAAAUUCGGUUUGAUCAAAGAGUCACUCGGUGCAGAGAAGAUUCGAGACGCUGUUCGCGAGUUCACCCGGCCUGACCAGGAAUGGGAAGGCGUGCCUACGAACGAGAAAGGUGAGGUGGGCUUGUUAGAAGUCGUGAAGAAGGUGAAGCCCACUGUGUUGAUUGGGUGCUCGACGCAUGCUGGCGCGUUCACCGAGGAAAUCAUUCGUGAAAUGGCCAAGGGCACCGAUAGACCGAUAAUUUUGCCGCUUUCGAACCCAAGUAGAUUGCAUGAGGUCAAACCUCAAGAUGCGAAUGACUGGACGAAUGGCAAGGCGUUGAUCGCCACAGGUAGCCCGUUCCCUCCAAUCAAGCAGCCAAAUGGGAAAGAGUACAUUGUCGGCGAAUGCAAUAAUGCAUUAAUAUACCCUGGCCUCGGCUUCGGCGCGAUGAUUUCUCGAUCCCGCGCACUUACUGAUUCAAUGAUUGUAGCAGGCACCCAAAGGUUAGCAGAACUUUCGCCCGCCCUCAAGGACCCUGAUGAUGCGCUGCUUCCCGACUUCGGGGACUCGCCUGCGGUAAACCUUGAGGUGGCGAUUGCUGUCGCUGAGCAGGCCAUUGAGGAAGGUUCUGCCGGUGUUGAUUGGAAGAAGGAAGAAGUGAGGGGAAAGGCCAAGGGAAAGCAAUGGAAGCCGCUUUAUGGACAGUAUGAAUAUGAUCCAAAUGGAGAGCAGUAAAUAAGACCAAGUACACUGAGGUCAAUGUAUCAUUAGCUAGCACUACUCGAUAUUGAAAAAAGUAUAGCACAACAAACAAGACAGUCCGUAGAGUCCGAAGUUAUAAACAAACACGGGAUUAUAAUACGAAGAAUAAUAAAAAAACAUGUAAAUUGGGCACGAGUCCAGCCUAAACAAGAGAGCCACGCAUGCCAUCGCCGCGACGAGAGGCAGAGAUCCCUCUCCAGAUAGCAAUGAAUAAGGCGAAGGUCACCAGGAUC
Molecule: messenger RNA, 2059 nt
Organism: Somion occarium
Lineage: Eukaryota; Fungi; Basidiomycota; Agaricomycetes; Polyporales; Cerrenaceae
Source: the annotation of a GenBank genome assembly